UACAGAAUACACUCUGUGUUUUCUCGGCCGGUUGUGUUUACAAUUUUGUCAUGAUGCCGACAGAGCUCAAUUUCCAGUGUUCCCUGUGUGACUUCAAAUCGCCGUAUGAUUACUUUGGUAGCAAGCCGCCCUUUGCAAAUGCAGUUGUAUUACUGGAGAAAGCCUACGUGUUGAAAGACCCCUUCGUGCCAGAAGGAAGGCACAUCACCGUAGGAUCGCACUGCUCUGUGUGCAAACGAGCCGUUUGUGCUGGCCAAGAUUGUAGCUUAUUCUACACUAAACGGUUUUGCCUCCCCUGUGUGAAGAAACACUUCAACGAGUUCCCUCAAGAAAUCCAACAGGAGCUGGAAAAGAAAGGCAGUUGAGCUAAAGAUUGACAAAGACUACUUGAGAUCACUCCGAGGAGUCAUAUCCAUCUUCUGCCUUGUCCAGUGAUGCUGUCAUCUGACACUGGUAUCUCGGAGAUGGGAUUUCCAUGCUGAUGAACAGUAUGCAGUGCAGGCAGUGGAGUUGAUGCACAACUGUGGUCUCCGCGUGCACAAGUACCCCCUCAACGGUUACAAAGGGAGAGGUGGGGGAGACCACUAGGGAGGGACAAUUCAAGUGAUUCACAAUGUAGUGCGCCACCAAGAGUUUGCCAUGGAGCGUUCAUUUUACCCAGUGCAUUGUGGGAGAUGGUCG
This is a messenger RNA of Patiria miniata (bat star), 681 nucleotides long. RefSeq names its product cysteine-rich DPF motif domain-containing protein 1-like. The record is from RefSeq and is a predicted model, not a curated record. The coding region runs from base 51 to 365 and encodes 104 amino acids. The transcript has 4 exons. NCBI's taxonomy places the organism in Eukaryota, Metazoa, Echinodermata, Asteroidea, Valvatida, Asterinidae.